UCGUUGGUGUAUUAUUCCGGCUUUUUUUCUUCAGAAAGUCGCAGGAACAUUCCUAAAUCUGGAGAUAUGUGUUGAAUAGGGUCUAUUUUCGCAGACUCAUACAAGACAACAAUUCUCUUGGCAACAGGGAAAUGGCGACGACGUCCAGGCCUAGCCUGGCGCUGGCCCAGUGUGUGGCGACAACACUCACAAGAUCCACUCUCGACAACCAAUACGGGAAACUAGUGUUGGUUGAUUUAUGAAUAUUUGGACAUAGAUCUACUUUUUCUUUAGGCGAAUGAUAUCAUAAUCAUACUCAUAGGGCCUAGUCGGUAAUUGCAGCAGCAUUUCAAAUGAGUGAGGACGGGUAUAAUGAAGGAAAGUAGAUGAUAGGCACAAUGUUUGGGCCAGUACACCAUGUCCCAUCCCCCUACUUUUAUGAUCAGAAGAAAGUUAUUCAACGGCCUAAGAGGAGACGCAAGCAACCUCAGGAGCUCCCUCGUAGUUUACGCUUUGCCAACCUCAAUCCUCGUUUGGCUGCUUUCCUUAGCAGCCAGGAACGUCAAAAGAAGAAGCAAGAAGCAGAAUCUUAUGAGGGACACUUUUCUUCUGACCAAACAUCUUUACUUAAAUACUCUGAGGAGGCAGGAAAUAGUUUCUUUGCCCUCCAAAACACUGAACUUUAUCGUCAAAUAUUCAGAAAUAGCUUUGAUAAUUUAACACUUGAUGGAGAACAAACUCAGAGACAGCUCUACCAUGAAUCUGUUCAAGCAGCUCCAACACUCUUAGUCAAGCUUACGUCCAUUCUCUAUCUCUUUGUGGACCAACAUCUAGAUCUUCCUCGAGAAUUAGUGAAUGCGCUGAGCUGUUCCUAUGAAGAACUAACAGCAGAAGCACAAUUUGAAAGGAAAGAAUGGCAAUGUAUUGAAAAUCUUCCUGAUGAUGGAGAGAAAGAAGGUGUGGAAGAUGGACUUGAAGAAGACAAAGACUUAGAUGAUAGUCCCAUUAUUGAAGAUACAGAUGGCAAAGAUAAGAAGAAAAAGAAGAAGAAAAGGACAUCUGGAGAGGACCCAUCUCAAUCACCUGCAGAUGGAUCCCAUGUUCCUAAAUCAAAAUUAGGGAAAGAUAUUCCUCCAGGGACUGCAAAAUCAGCUCCAGCAGGACGUUAUUUAAGUAAGACUGGAAGAGAUGGAAAACAUUCUGCUCUAAACAAAACUCCAGUUCUAAGCAAGCGAGCUCAUACUGCAGACAUGAUUGGGGAAAGCCAAGAUGAUAUAAAAUCAGUGAAACAGAAAUCAGAUGAGAAAGCAACAAGACGUUAUAUGAAGAAGGGUCGUAGGCAUGCUACUACAGCUGUGGAGUAUUACGCCUCAUGUUAUGUUGGUGGUGGUGUGGCUCAGCCUAGUUUUCUUCAAGUAAUAAGUUUCUCCAUUACCAAGGCUAAAGAGGAGACUGGUUGGUUGAUUCAACAUGAAGAUGAAGAUGAGGCUGUUAGGAGAAGUAUCUUGGAGACUAUCAUUAUGAGACUCAACCAGUCAUCACAGGAAGCGAAAGUUGCUGCAUUUGAAGCUAAAGAGAAAGGCCACACUAAUCCACUCUCUAAGCGUUAUUAUGGUGAUAGCAGAAGAGAGGCAAUGGCAAAGUAUGGCAAGAAGUCAACUGUUGCAGUAGCUCCAAGACUUUCUUCUACCAGUAUGCAAAGGUUACCACCACCUCCUAAGCUUCCACAGGCAGCACCUGAAGAAAUGAGACCAAAGUUUCUGACUGGUUUACCUGAUGGAUCAAUAACUUUAUACUAUCCAUCAGGUCGUAUUGCAAUCAUCACAAGUCCUUCAGGGGAAAAUAGACAGGGACAUUAUACACAUGUGUAUGAGGAUGAUGAAGAAAAUUCCUAUCUUGCUGUGUUCACACCUACAGGAAGAGGGUGUGUCUCUGAUGUGAAAGGAACUAUCAGGUUAUGGUGUACAGAGAAAGGAGGCAUGAUAGCUGAUGAGGAUGGAGCACUCACUACCAAGUGGGAAUGGCCUUUACCUCAUCUCAGACUUAAUAAUCCAGUGGUUUACAAGAUCAAUGAUUACAUCAGUAUUCGCUGUGUGAAUAGGGCAGGAGUUUCAUUAACAUUCACAUGUCAUAAGGAGACAUCCAAGGUUCAUGUUGGUCAGACCAUCAUGGCUACAGAGCCUCAAACACAGGAAGAGAUGGGAUAUCUGGUGUUACCUGAAGACACUUACACAUCUGUAUCAGCUAGUGAGAGCUAUGCCCCUCCUCCACCCCCACCAAAGCGGAAGAAACCAAAGGAUGUUAAUGUCUUGAAACGCACUCCUAAACCCAAGGUGGUUAUUGACCCUAUGGAGGAAAUCAUAAAGUCUUUAGAGCUGCCAAACAUUGGAGAGCAUGGUAUCCAAGCAGAGAAAGAACUUUAUACACUCAAAACAAAAGCAAGACAUUUAUUAGAUGAAUGGAUGGAUCAUUAUCGUAUGAUACUGAACGUUUCCAAUCCUUCAUCUGCCCGGGUAGGAAGUGCUAUAACCCCAAUCAGACACCGAACCCGUCUGAUCAAGUCUGCCAAGCCCAAGCUAGAAUCUGGAUCAGAACGUCCACAGUCUGCAGCUUCUGAUUUCUUUCCGCGUCCUAAGCUCCCUAUGAGAGCUCCAUCUGCUCCUGCUGUUUGUCGCCUGCAGGCAUCCAGACCGUACAGCUCUAUAUCACUUAAUACAGAACAGCCUAAGAGGGAUGAUGUGGCAGGAAGACAGUCUAGAGUAAGGAUAGAAGUAGAUGGAGUUGACCAAGGUUAUCACUCAAGGUAUUCAAGAGGAGGUUCCUCAUUCAGCAGAACUACAAGACUGAGCAGUCCACAGCGAAUGAUGUCAGGGAAGACAUCUAUAAUAGAAACUGAAGCAAGUGGAGACAAAGCAAGAAGAUCAGCUCCACUAAAAGGCUGUCCAGUUGCAUUACGAGCCGAGAUGUUAGGAGACAAUGUAGCAACAUGUAAGUGUAGUCGUCACCGUAUCCCUGUCAUCACAGAUGUAGAGCUUGAUAAGUUCUUAACAGCUCAGGUACCCCGUGAACAGCUUGUUGUGUUAUGUGUGGUUUCAUCUAUGUUUCCUGGAGCUAUGCCAUGUGGUGAUAUGUUGGUCAGACUCUAUGAAACCAUGAAUAGAAACAGGACUAAACCGUGCUAUCAGUGUGGAGGAGACAGGUAUAGACUCUUGAUAUACGACACUAUUGCAGCUGUACAUGGAACCACAAACAAACAACCAGAGCUUUAUAGAAGACACAAUGCAGUACCAGGCAUGUUCAUGAUCUAUGGUGGAGGUAAGCUGCUCUUCUGUGACCAUAUCUUCAAUGGUUAUGGCAAUGCAAGGAAGGAUUUUCAAAAGCAACUCUCUAGAACUCUUAAAGAGCACAACAUGGGCCAUUACCUACCCAGAGAUUUCAGAUUCAGUGCAAGCAGAGGUAAACAUGGACCAAGGUCUGCUUGGGGAGGAGAGAUAGGUGGCCCAUACUCUCAAUCAAAGAAAGAAGUUUUAGCUUUACCAGGGCUUGAUGAUCGUAAUGGUAUCGCCCAAUCAGUAUCAGUGUCAUCCCUUGCCAGCAGUAAAGCACAUUCUUUUGGUAGUAUCAUUCUUCCUCCAAGACCUCAUACCAGUGGAAGAUACAUUGAGACAAGGGCAGACAGCGUCAUGAGAAGAUUACCUCCAACUGGUCAUUUAGUAGCUUGAGACUUUUCUGGAAGAAAACCUAUCAUUUUGUGUGCUUUGGAGAUUAUUCUUGUUUAGAGGGAUACCUGUACAAGAUGCUAAUCUGUCCAGAUUCUUUGUUGGACCUCUUUGGGAGAUUGAUUUUGGACUGUCAUCUCAUACCAAAAGACAUGGUGUACAGGGUAAACUUGAAGCUAUCAUCUGCUUGUCAUGAAAGUGAGCCUUACAGAGAGAGAAACCUACAAAGGAUCUUGUAGAACAAGAAUUGAUUCAUCAUCAAGAUGAAAGGUCAUCUGGUAGCUUACUGAUCUUGGAUAAUCCUCCCCAAGUUGAUUAUAAUGAUAACAGAUAAAUGGAAAAGGGUAAACAGUUUUGCUCUUCCUGCUAAAUGCUACACAACUUGGUGCAUCAUGGCCUAGUGGUUCCCACUCUCGCCCUUCAGAUGGUUAUGGGUUUGAAUCCUUGCCAUGGCGUUUUCCUUCUGCAAGAAAUUUAUCCACACUGCUGCAUUUGACCCAGGUGAGUGAAUGGGUACCCGGCAGGAUUAAUUCCUUGAAUGCACUGGGUGCCAGUGAAGGUAGCUCGAGCUAAAGCUGGUGUUAAAAUAGCAGUGCUUUGUAUACUCAGGCAAAAAGUGCUUUUUAAAUCCAGCUAUUACUAUUGUUUUCUUUCAAUGUGUAUUCAUAUUUACAUUUCAAACAAUAUUGACAAAGGAAAGGCCCAGCCAGGUCUAUCAUAGACACAAGCUAAUUCAAGCAAUAUCCUUGUAAGAAAUGGAUUUGCCUGAAUUUGUAAGCAUUAUAUAAGAUCAGUAUUUGUACUAUGUCUAUUCCAUAUUGUUUUUAUCACAAGUAAAAGACUUGUUAUAUCAUAGGGAUAAUAAUGAUAAUAAUGAUAACAAUGCGCCUCGGAAUGGAAUAUUUCUAUAUAGAUGUCGCUAUAUAAAUGCCUAUUAUUAUUAUUAUUAUUAUUAUAAUAGCAAUUAGAACUUGACAUGUAUGCAAUUUGGCUAUCUUUUGAAAAAAAAACAGAAUUAAAGAGAGUACAAAAUCCCCUUUUUAGUAUUAUGUCUUGCCUUAUUCCUUGUUAUGACAUAACUGAUAUCAGUAUUUGAAAAUUUAUAUUAUGGAAAGUGAAAACCUGUCCACUUGAAUUAUUCAGAGCUCUAAGAAAAAAAAUCUCAGAAAAAUAUUACUUGCAGUGUUGUGUCUUAUGACAGAUUCACAGAGUAAAAUAAAAAAAUACAAUCAGUUCAGUUCUGUGUAAGCAGCUAGCAGGAUAAUGAUAUAGAUUCUAUAUACAUGAAAUGCUAUGUGUUGUAGAGCAUCUUCAUUCCAAUAUGUGUACCAUGUUUAUGCAAACUAGUAAUGAAAUAUGCAAAUUGUGACAACACAUAUAACACUGUUGUGAUAAGUGUUGUAAAGUGAUGAUAAAAAGGUAUUUUGUUCAUAUUGCUUACAAUCUACAGAUUUUUUUAUAUGAUAUUUUUGUAUAGAAAUAUGAAUGGGGAUCUCAGUGUAAUAACAAGGUUAUCUAAAGGUGUCAUGGUCUAGUGAUGGGGUUCUCAAAUCUUUUCCUUGAAGGGCAAAAUAGGACUCCAAUGAUAUACCUUUAAAAGCCAGAAUGAACAGGAGACUUACAAAGAAACCCAAUAAGUGCAGAGUGUGAAUUCCCUUGCAGGGGUCCAGGGGGUUUACAUUCUCUCUGGUGUAAUCUCACC
Lytechinus variegatus (green sea urchin) is the source of this 5400-nucleotide messenger RNA. RefSeq lists its product as uncharacterized. NCBI's taxonomy places the organism in Eukaryota, Metazoa, Echinodermata, Echinoidea, Temnopleuroida, Toxopneustidae. The record is from RefSeq and is a predicted model, not a curated record. The transcript is spliced from 16 exons. Bases 366 to 3701 code for a protein of 1111 amino acids.